GGGCGUCAGAAAAACCAUUUCUUAGAUAGGGAAAAACGAGAUUAAUAUUUUAAAAAAUAAUUUUUGGGGAAAAUAAUACUGAUUUGAUAUGACGUAUUUAACUGAAUUCUCAAACAGACAUUUUAUUUUUAAAGAAUAAAUAUGUAACCCCUAUUAGCUACGCCCAUGUUUUGUUGUCUUUUGCUCCGCAAGUUUGUCCGAAGAAUUGAUCAAAAAUGAUAAAUUACUAGGCACGCCAGAGAAUUCAAAGCACAUGCCGCAGUCUGCCGCAAAAUCGUGCCACAGACGCACGUCCUUGGAACUCCUUGCAUACGUGCUGCUAUUGAUUUCAACCACCUGUUGUGGCAAAGCACUCCCACUCGUCGAACCAAAAUACUCAGCCACGUAGCUUUUAGUCAGUCGGUGAAAUAUGCUCCAACGAACUGCUAGAAUGUGGACGCUGUGCGUGCAGACGGCUUUGAUAGCGACCUUGGUUAGGGAAACAGUUUCCCUAAAGGAUAAUCUCGUGGGGAGAGCACAGAUAUCGUACAAUCCCAGCGAGCUCUCUGAAUCCCGCUUUCUGGAAUACAGCAAUUUAUCCGAUAAAUUGCACUUGAGGGAGGCCAUCAACAAUAUACUUAUACCCCGAGUUGUGGGCACGGGAAAUCACACUAUCGUGAGACAAUACAUAGCCCAGAGCUUAAGAGAUCUAGAUUGGGACGUGGAGAUGGACAGCUUUCAUGAUGAAGCUCCUAUCAAAGGAAAAUUACAUUUCCAUAACAUCAUUGCCACCCUUAAUCCAAAGGCUGAGCGAUUUCUGGUGCUCGCUUGUCAUUAUGAUAGCAAAUACAUGCCCGGAGUGGAAUUCUUGGGGGCCACGGACUCAGCAGUGCCUUGUGCUAUGCUCCUAAACCUGGCACAAGUCCUCCAAGAGCAACUUAAGCCCCUCAUGAAAAGCAAACUAAGUUUAAUGCUCUUAUUCUUUGACGGCGAGGAGGCCUUUAAGGAAUGGGGACCUAAGGAUUCUAUCUAUGGAGCACGACAUCUAGCCAAAAAAUGGCAUCGUGAAGAAAAAUUGGAUAGAAUAGAUAUGCUGGUGCUGCUGGAUCUUUUAGGAGCUCCCGAUCCUGCAUUCUACAGCUUCUUUCAGAACACAGAAUCCUGGUAUAUGCGUCUCCAGUCGGUAGAGACACGGCUGGCCAAGCUGCAGCUACUAGAACGCUAUGCCAGCAGCGGGGUUUCCCAGCGCGAUCACACCCGCUACUUCCAGUCGCAGGCCAUGCGUUCCUCCAUGAUCGAAGAUGAUCAUAUACCCUUCCUGCGUCGAAAUGUACCUAUCCUGCACCUCAUUCCGGUACCCUUUCCCAGUGUCUGGCAUACCCCCGACGAUAACGCCAGUGUGAUUGAUUAUGCGACGACGGACAACCUGGCGCUGAUUAUACGGCUAUUCGCUUUGGAGUAUCUGCUGGGCGGAGGCGAGGCCAAGUAGUCAAGUGGUCUUCCAUAUGAAUGACAAAUGCUAUAUCUACUUACGUCCUUAUCUAAAAGACCUGUUCCGAUAUGGAGACAAAGUUUUCAUGUUCUAAUACCCACCGCGGAACCUUGGAAAGGAUCUAAUUGUUAACUGACUGUGUGCUUUAAAAUUAAUUAAGCAAAUCUGCAAUACGCAUAAUCCAAAUAUUUUUAUAUACAUGUAUUUAUAAAAAAUGCUUAGCUAAUGACACGUCAAAUGUUGUAAUCUUUUGGUUGUAAAUUAUCAGACACAUCUGUAGUCCAACAUAUACAUAAUAAGUAAAUGUAUCUUAAAACUUAAAA
Molecule: messenger RNA, 1794 nt
Organism: Drosophila eugracilis
Lineage: Eukaryota; Metazoa; Arthropoda; Insecta; Diptera; Drosophilidae
Gene: isoQC
Product: glutaminyl-peptide cyclotransferase
Exons: 2
Coding region: 410-1468 (352 amino acids)
Molecular function (GO): zinc ion binding; glutaminyl-peptide cyclotransferase activity
Source: RefSeq, a predicted model, not a curated record